Messenger RNA from Adineta ricciae, 391 nucleotides. The record is from the annotation of a GenBank genome assembly. NCBI's taxonomy places the organism in Eukaryota, Metazoa, Rotifera, Eurotatoria, Adinetida, Adinetidae.
AGCCGAUUGUGAUGCAGCAGCAGCAGUAGUCCCUGUUGUAUAUGCUUCUUCUGAUUUGGGUCGCGCAACGCAAGUUGCGGCACUCGCAUUAAAGGCACGUGUAUUAUUGUAUAAAGCAAGUCCUUUAAAUAAUGGUGGAAAUAAUGGAUUAUGGCAGGCAGCAGCAGAUGCGGCACAGGAAGUAAUGGCUUAUGGCCCCCCUCCCGGUACUGGUGAUUAUGAUCUGUAUAAUGAUUAUUACAAAAUUUGUUUCCAUUCAAUUUUAAUAAUGAUUUUGAAGAUAAUUGAUGAAAAUCAACUUGAUUACAUUGAACACGUUUUAAAAAUAAAGAUUGAUUUUGAAUAUAUGAAAUACUUGAAAGAUUUUGUAUAUCAAUUCUAUUUGAUAUGA